CUCAUUGAGAUUGACAUUUUUUAAAGCCACGGAUCGUUCCCUUCCCUUUUAGGGGCCUCAUUCCUCUACUUCUAGCACCGAAGUGUUGACGUGCUUUCUCCCCACUUGCCCUUUGAAAGUCCAUCUUGUACGGGAAUGCUGAGGUGCUUGCUGUUGAUAGUUCAACACCUCACCCCUGGGAAAGAAACAAGGAGAUCCUGGAGACCCUGUCUUUACUGCAAGGAGCAGAUCUCCCAAGGAGGAAAUCUGAGACACUAGUCUCUGAAUACUCUUUUAUGGCAUCUCCACGGACCUGGCAUCGCCUACAUUGUGGAUACUCCUCUUUACCAGCGAGUGUACUUCUCCCAGAGGGAGCUUCUUUUAUCCUUGGCUAGGCCUGGUGUUGGCUAAAUUUGUGGUUUUAAGAAAACCCGAGCCUGCAGGCAGCCGCCCUGGGAGAAGCCCUUUCCGUGGGCAGUCGGAACCUUCUGGACCAGAGGAGAAGCCGUCCCCUCACCUGGACUUAUGACCCGCGGCUUCGCCCCCAGCCUGCCCGCCGAGGUCCACAAGAUGGGCUCCUUCCGCAGGCCCCGACCGCGCUUCAUGAGCUCCCCGGUGCUCAGCGACCUGCCCCGAUUCCAAGCCACCCGCCAGGCCCUGCAGCUGAGCUCCAACUCGGCCUGGAACAGCGUGCAGACCGCGGUGAUCAACGUUUUCAAAGGCGGAGGCCUGCAGGGCAACGAGCUCUAUGCACUGAAUGAAAACAUCAGGCGGCUGCUGAAGAGUGAACUCGGAGCGUUCAUUACAGACUAUUUCCAGAACCAGCUUCUUGCGAAAGGACUGCUGUUUGUGGAGGAGAAGAUUAAGCUGUGCGAAGGUGACAAUCGCAUUGAGGUUCUGGCUGAAGUCUGGGACCACUUCUUCACUGAGACCCUCCCCACCCUGCAGGCCAUAUUUUACCCCGUUCAGAGUGUUCAUGAGCCCACGGGCCCCAGCGAGGGCUGUUUGCAGCUGGAGGAGCUGGUGAAGCAAGUGGUCUCUCCUUUCCUGGGCGUCAGCGAGGACCGCGGCGUCUCGGGCCCCACGUACACGCUGGCCAGGCGCCACUCCCGGGUCCGGCCCAAGGUCACGGUCCUGAACUAUGCCUCCCCGAUGGCCACCGGCAGCCGGCCCCUGAAUGAGAUGGCCCUGACCCCUCUGACGGAGCAGGAGGGGGAGGCCUACCUGGAGAAGUGUGGCAGUGUCCGGCGGCACACGGUGGCCAACGCCCACUCGGACAUCCAGCUGCUGGCCAUGGCCACCAUGAUGCACUCGGGCCGAGGCGAGGAGCCCGGGCCUGAGGACCAGUGCCUGCUCCUGCCGCCCCGCUUCUCCCCGCCCCACCGCCAGUGCUCCAGCGAGCCCAGCAUCACCGACGGCCCCGAGGAGCUGGAGGGGGUGCCCGGGGGCUGCCCGGAGGACUCGGAGGCCAACUGUGCCUCCCUCAGCUGACUGCCCACCGGGGCACCUCCCAGCUCUGCCCAGCAGCCAGCCUGAGGACAGCCCAUCCUGUGACUCACCAGCAGGUGCUUCCUUGGGGGCAAGGCUGCCUCGUGUCUUCUUGGGGACAAGCCUCGUCUGAGUGCCCGGGGGAAUCCCUGUUGUCAACCUCUCCGUUUUUGUGCCUGUGACCACCUGUUCGCAGCCACGCAGACCCAGCGGGCUGGUGCCCACUUUCUGAUUUCCAGCCUGGCCUGCCUGACCCGGGGUUCAUCUCUGGGCUUCCCCACUCAGAUCCUGGACUGCCCAAUGCCCCCCAGGAAACAGCCUGGUGCCCUGGCGUUGCUGUGGCAGGAGGCUGUCUGGGCCACGCCUAGAGCCCAGAGGAUGUGCGGGAGUUCCCCUCUGGGUCUGGUGAUGCAGAGGUGUGUGGGUGAAAGGUACCUCUCCUUCCCUGUUUGUGGGGAGUGGAUGGAGACGCAGCCCCUAUCCAGCAGGGCCCUGGGAAAGCACCUUCCUCCUUUUAGUUUCAGGAUUACAGGGACAGAGUUGCCCCCUGGUGCUGAGGGUCCCCUACGUCACAUCGUCACAUCCUGGAAGCCACCAGGUUGGAUGAAGCCUCUGCAUUUCCCCCCAGGCUUCCUCCCAAACUCACAGAACCAGCCUCCCAGGGGCGUCGCUGGUGCCUUCAUCCCUCUCUGACGUCAGAAACUGACCGUUCUCCUGUUGUGGGUGAAGGGCCGGCUGAUACCAACCAACUAGUCUUGUUCCUGGAUUUGACUUGAAUUUUUAAAAUGUGCGUUGUUUCAAA
Myotis davidii is the source of this 2269-nucleotide messenger RNA. RefSeq names its product proline rich 5 like (gene PRR5L). Gene Ontology annotation, biological process: TORC2 signaling. Gene Ontology annotation, cellular component: TORC2 complex. The transcript has 9 exons. NCBI's taxonomy places the organism in Eukaryota, Metazoa, Chordata, Mammalia, Chiroptera, Vespertilionidae. Bases 505 to 1470 code for a protein of 321 amino acids. The record is from RefSeq and is a predicted model, not a curated record.